Messenger RNA from Carica papaya (papaya), 2282 nucleotides. Lineage: Eukaryota; Viridiplantae; Streptophyta; Magnoliopsida; Brassicales; Caricaceae. The record is from RefSeq and is a predicted model, not a curated record.
UCAACUUUCCAUGUUCAUGCACUCACUCUCAUACCCAGCUGUUCUUUCUUCUAUUAUAAAACUACACACACUCUCUCAUCUUCCCACAUGUAUUAAACAAAAAGAAAGAUUGUUAUUUUAAUUAUUAUUAUUAUAAUCAUGAUCAUGAUCGGAAGCCAAGUCAAUAUUUCAAUAUAUCCAGAUCUACCUUCCUAAAACUGAUCAAACCCAGAUCUUCUUUACUCCACUUGUACUAGUUUUUACUUGUUUUUGCACUACCCAGAUCCAUAAUCCCCAUGGAAACCUUGUUUUCUUAAUUGGGUCUGGUCUAAAUCUUCCCAAGGUGGAUUCUUCAUUGCUGCUUUUCUUCGAUCUUCUCCGUUGAACUUCUUUUUAUUUUUUUGUUUUGGAGAAAAGUACUAUUUCUUUUUAUAAAUUUGGAAAUUGCUUAGACAGUGAAGAGCAGAGUACUGUAGUGGGGUUUCGUUGAGUUUCCUUACAUGGAAAAUUCGAGGAACAAGCGAGGAUUUGAAUAUGGUCGAGAGGAUGUUGACCAUGUCCCUGGAUCUAAGAAACAGAAGCUUCCUGCACUGGCAAGCGUGAUUGUGGAAGCUGUCAAGGUGGAUAGUCUGCAAAGACUCUGCUCAUCAUUGGAGCCUCUAUUCCGCAGAAUUGUAAGUGAAGAGAUUGAGCGUGCUUUGUCAAGGUUGGGGCAUGCUAAAUUGGCUGGCAGAUCUCCACCACCAAAAAUACAAGGGCCAGAUGAAAAGAAUUUACAACUUCAUUUCAGGACAAAAAUGCCACCUCAUUUAUUCACUGGGGGAAAGGUUGAGGGAGAACAAGGAGCAGCAAUCCAUGUUGUUUUGAUAGACAUGAAAACUGGCAAUGUUGUUCAAACUGGACAAGAGUCAGCAGCCAAGCUAAAUGUCGUGGUGCUUGAGGGAGAUUUUAACGAGGAAGCUGAUGAGGAUUGGAGCAAGGAGCAUUUUGAAAACUAUGAAGUAAAAGAGCGUGAAGGGAAAAGGCCACUCCUGACUGGGGAUUUACAAGUGACCCUCAAGGAAGGCGUGGGAAGUCUAGGAGAUCUUAGUUUUACAGACAAUUCCAGCUGGAUUAGGAGCAGAAAGUUCAGGCUGGGUCUGAAGGUUGCCCCUGGAUAUUGUGAGGGCAUUCGUGUUCGCGAAGCUAAAACAGAGGCUUUUGCUGUUAAAGAUCAUAGAGGAGAACUAUAUAAGAAGCAUUACCCACCAGCUUUACAUGAUGAAGUCUGGAGACUAGAUAGAAUAGCAAAGGAUGGAGCACUGCACAAAAAAUUACUUAAGGCUGAAAUUGUUACAGUUGAAGAUUUCCUCAGGCUUCUUGUCAGGGACCCACAGAAAUUAAGAAAUAUCCUUGGAAGUGGAAUGUCCAACAGGAUGUGGGAGAACACGGUGGAGCAUGCUAAGACUUGUGUAUUGGGUGGAAAGCUAUAUGUCUAUUAUGCUGAUGGAAGUCAUAGAAUGGGUGUUGUUUUCAACCAUAUUUAUGAACUUAGAGGCCUGAUUUCCGAAGGACAGUUCCUCUCUUUGGAAUCAUUAAACGACAAUCAGAAGAUGUCAGUCGAUUCGCUGGUGAAGAGAGCAUACGAAAACUGGCAUCAAGUCAUAGAAUAUGAUGGUAAAGUCCUGAAUUCGCUAACAAAUCCUAAGAAGGUGAUAAAGGCUUCAGCUGCAAUUGACAAUAACACCAACAGGGAUCAUUACACCAUGACUACUCAGAGCAGGCAGCAUUAUAUCCCCUCUGGACCGAGCCCACAAUGCCAAAACGAAACUAACCAUCCUUCAGUCCCUCAAUUGAUUGAAUUUCCCUUUGUUCGAUCUGAUCAGAAUGCAGAGAUGACUCUAGACAAUCCCCUAGCAGCAUUACCCAGCAGCAUUGAUUGCAUGUCAGUUGGGAAUUCAGCAGUUGGGAACUCUUAUUACGCUGGAGAUUGGUCUCGGGCAAGGAAUGGACAAGGUAUGGAAGACUUUUUUGCUGAGGAAAUCCGACUUAGGAGUUCUGAGAUGUUAGAGAGUGAUGACAUGCAGGGAUUGCUGAAGACAUUUGGUGUUGGAAUGGGAUCUGGGUUUGGUCAUCCUGGUGAGGUUUGCUAUUCCUACAGCACUCCAUACGAACCUCAGAUAAAUCAUACGUAUGAGCAAGACCGCAGCAGGGGAUCUGGAAAGGCUGUUGUUGGAUGGCUUAAACUAAAAGCUGCUCUAAGGUGGGGAAUUUUUGUAACGAAGAGAGCUGCCCAGAGAAGAGCUCAGCUUGUUGAUUAUUGA